Molecule: messenger RNA, 1314 nt
Organism: Triplophysa dalaica
Lineage: Eukaryota; Metazoa; Chordata; Actinopteri; Cypriniformes; Nemacheilidae
Product: protein rapunzel
Exons: 2
Coding region: 168-848 (226 amino acids)
Source: RefSeq, a predicted model, not a curated record
GCGGACCCUGUAAGAUAAUGGUACAGUCCAUCCUGUACACCCCUCUGUAUUCAGCUUAUAUGAAAGUGCCCUUUCUGCAGUGACUGCUGGGAAGAGAUACAGUUAAAAUUGAAAUAAAUAACAAACUGAAAAGGUGAACAUCAAAAUAAGCCCUUUCUCCAGAUGCAAUGGCUGACAAUGAUAUGUUAGAAGAACAUGAGAAGAUAAGGAGAGGUCUUGUGAAGGUUCUAGAAUGCGUGGCCACCAUCUCAUCAGCAGCAGCUGUGAUCAAUCCCAUCUUUGGCGUGGCCGGCUCUCUCAUUCGAGUGGUGCUUCACCACGUGGACGAUGAGGAUAUUCAGAAAUUUAAGUGUGAGUUUGGAAGUGUGAAUCGAGCCCUGGAUGAAAUUUCACAGCAGAAUCAGAACGUACUGCUUCAGAUCAGGAAGGAGACGGUGGAUGGCCUGUACUCCCGCGUGGAAGAGAACAUUCGCACUCAGUUCAACAAAUUCAUGGACACGGUCGAGACUUCGCAGGCACACCAGCAGCGGCAGAAAGAAUUCGAAAUGUGCUUUAUGAUCAAUCAGUCUGACCAAAACCUGCACUCACUUUAUGAUGGUGUGAUGGGCGAAUCGAAGGUCUUUAGCCAGCCCAUUCUGGAGGUGUACAUGAAGCACUCGCAGGGGGACCGGCGUGUCAUGGAGAAUCUCUGCAGGCGGCUCAUCUACCUGUUCUGCAUUGGUUUCAUUGCUCUGAUGAGUUAUGCUGCCAUCGUGGGGGAUGAUGAGGAAAGUCUGCGUAUCGAGUGGGAGGAGAAAAUGAAAGAUGUGGCCAAAAGGAUGUCAGAGGUCCUGAGCAGUCCUGAAUGAUCUUUCAUUAAUCUAUCUAUCUAUCUAUCUAUCUAUCUAUCUAUCUAACUAUUUUUUUGUCCAGAAAUCACUCAGAACAUCUUAGCUACCUCACAGCAACAUAGCCACCAGGAAUAUGACAUCAAAUUACCAAAAGAGCAAUUCUUACUUUAGUACUGCCUAGCACCCCAAUUCAAUCGGCCAAGGACAACCUGAAAGUAAAAAAAAUGUGUCAUCAAGUAGUGUUGCAAAAUCUAUAUAUUCUAUUCACUUGAGCCUUAAAAUACUUUUCAUGUAUAUGUUACCUUCUUUCAUUGCUAUUCUUAUAUAAUAUCAUGUACUAUGCAGCAGUAGUAUGAAUAAAAUGGUGAAGAAGGAACACACUUUGACAAUCAUUUGUAAAAAAGAGAGAAUGUCCCAUUGUGUAAUAGUGUCUUAGUAACUUAAAGUAAUUUAAAUUAAAGCAAAAAAAAUGUACCCAAAAAUA